Messenger RNA from Aureobasidium pullulans EXF-150, 579 nucleotides. RefSeq lists its product as uncharacterized. Gene Ontology annotation, cellular component: U2-type spliceosomal complex; post-mRNA release spliceosomal complex. The record is from RefSeq and is a predicted model, not a curated record. Lineage: Eukaryota; Fungi; Ascomycota; Dothideomycetes; Dothideales; Saccotheciaceae. The annotation marks the transcript as partial. The transcript has a single exon.
CUCUCAAAUGCAGCCGAGGACCGCAAAGCCCGCCUCGCCGCUCUCAAAUCUCUAAAGCGCAAACAACCUUCGGAUCCCACAGAAGCAGACGACAACACCCUCACAUCAGAAGACCCUGCGCAAUCAGCGGACGUGUCAUCCAUCAUCCUCUCAGGCAGAAACUACGAUGCCACAACACGCGCUCCCAAACUCGGCUUCGAGAACGACCCUUCAGCUCAAGAGAAUACGCUAGAAAGAAAAGCACAAGAGCUAGCUGCUGCGACCAAAAAGCAAGCAGAGGAAGAAGCUGCUGCACAAGACAAACCUCUGGAUUUAUUCAAACUGCAACCAAAGAAGCCGAAUUGGGAUCUGAAGCGUGACCUGGACCGAAAGUUGGACAUCUUGAACGUGCGCACCGAUAAUGCCAUUGCAAAGCUGGUCAGGCAGAGAAUUGCUGCUGCACAGGCUGAGAAGAGAAAGGGAACUGGUGUGACGACGGGUAACGAAGGCGAGGCUGUGGGUAUGGAGGGUGCCGAAUUGCUCGAGGCUACCAAUCUAAGAGAGAAGGAAGAUGAAGAGGAGGCCAGGAGAGAGGAGGAA